Molecule: messenger RNA, 609 nt
Organism: Fusarium mangiferae
Lineage: Eukaryota; Fungi; Ascomycota; Sordariomycetes; Hypocreales; Nectriaceae
Exons: 2
Coding region: 1-609 (202 amino acids)
Source: RefSeq, a predicted model, not a curated record
AUGAAGUUCUCGGCUUUCUUCGUUAUCGCCUCUGCCGCGUUCGCUGCCGCCGCCCCCGGCGUUGCCACUUUCUCCCAAGAGCGCGCUGCUCUCAACGAGAGCGCCCCCAGCCGAGACCGCGAGGACGGCCGUGCUGAUCUCCGCGAGCCUGGACGAGAGGAGGGCCGUGAGGGCGAGCGCGAGGAUGACCGAGAGGACCGUGCUGGACGUGGUCGCCAGGAUGAUCGCCUCAACCGUGGCGGCCUUGCCUUUAGCCAAGUCGAUCUCAACUACCUUCUCCGGGUCAACCAGCUCAACCUCGGCAAGCUCCAGGUCCUCAGCCAGCGAAACAACUUCAACGUCGUCGUCUUCCAAGAUCUCUUCGCCUCUCGGGACUUCAGCCUCCAGUCUCUUCUCCAGCUCCAGCAGCUCUCCACCAUGCUUGCUAUUGCCGAGACUGGUAUCUUUGACCAGUUUGAGCUGUCUCGAUUGGACCUUGGCAACCUGAACCUUGGGCUCAUCAACGGCAUUGCUGGCCUGAACUUGGCUCAGUUCAUCGAUGCUGCUUUGAAGCCCCAGAUCACUAUCAUUUCUAAAGAGGUCAACAACAACAUCAUCAUUGCCAAGUAA